AGUAAUGCGGUGGGGUUGGGCUUGUUCCCUCCUAAGACAGAAAGAGGCACCAGAACCGCUGAGUCCCAGCAGAGCUUUAGAGAGCGGGAGAAAUCCAAUCGAUUUCCAGGACUGAGGAGACAGAAUAAAAAAAAAAAAAAAAAAAAAAAAACACAGAACAGCUGAUGCGAAGGAAAAUUCAAGAGAUGACGCAGAGUGGGAAAAUGUGAAAGUGUGAGAGUUUGGAAGGAGCUGGAAACUUUCAGAGGAUUAAUGAAGCAGCCAGAGGAAGGGUGUUGUACAUAAAGGACGACCCAACCAGCUCACUCUGCUCAGUGAUCAACAAGGACUACUGAGGGACCACGAUGGAUGUGCCGGUAUCUUCUCUGCUGCUGCUUCUCUGCUCUCUCAGUACUGCUGUCUGGUCUUGUCCAAAUGGAUGCAAAUGUGCAGAUAGGAAAGUCUUCUGCACUGGCCUUGCUGACUUCCCCACAGCUGUGCCCUCAACUACUACCCAGAUUUUCCUCUCUAACUGCAGUUUUUAUUCUCUGAAACACGAGGAUCUCAAUGAUUUCUCAGUUACUCUUGAACAGUUUGGGAUUGCAAACUCAGAUUUGUUGGAAGUACGCCCUGACACAUUCAGUUCUACUCUAAGCAUAACUCUGAUGCAAAUGACUGAAACUCGUCUACAGGAUCUUCCUGAGAUGUUGUUUCAAAGACUCAAUAAAUUGCAUUCUUUGAAUCUAAAAGCCAACAAGCUCUUUGCAGUCCGGCCAGGGUGGUUUUCCCAGUCGACAGAGCUAAAAUGGAUUGACUUGAGCAAGAACCGAAUCACUUAUGUUCCAGUGGAAACCUUUCAUCCUCUAACAAAGCUGAUACACUUAUCACUUGCUGGAAAUAAUAUUACUCAACUACUCAAGGACACAUUCAAGGGUCUUUCUGAGCUAAAAUACUUGCGUCUUAACAAAAACCUUCUGAUGACGCUUCCUGUUGGCAGUCUGGAUGACCUUGUAAACCUGGAGGAACUGACUCUCCAAGACAACCUAAUCACUCAUCUCCAUCCGGACUUGUUCUCAAAGACUCACAUGUUACAGAAAUUGUUUGUCUCCCACAACCGGCUGACGUCACUUCCGCAGGGGAUCUUCUUUAAUUUGCCCCUCCUCUCUCAGAUUUCCCUGUAUGAAAACAAUCUGGAAAGUCUGGGUCCAGGGGUCUUUGGGCCAAUGGCCCUGCAGCAGUUGUGGUUGUAUGACAACAAACUGAGCCGUGUGGAGGAUGACACAUUCAGGAACCUAACUCGGCUGCGUCUUCUGGUGCUCAGUCGCAACCGGAUCAGCUAUGUAUCCGAAGGCGCCUUUAGAGGUUUGACAGAACUCGGGGAGGUAUCACUGCAUACCAAUCAACUCACAACUGUACAAGCCAGGACUUUUGAAGAUCUGCCCAGUCUGGUCAACAUAUCUUUGGAGCACAACUUCAUCUCUUCCCUUCAAAUGGGUUUCCUCAAGGGCCUGAACAACCUGGGAGAGAUAGACCUGCAUAACAACUCGCUUCCUAACCUACCGCAGCAUAGUCUAGAUGAGCUCACUAAUGCAAAAGACGUCCUUCUACAGCAGAACCCCUGGAGGUGCGACAAGGAUAUUUUGCCUCUAAGGAAUUGGCUCCAACAGCACCCAUCCAAGGUCAACCAAACCCUUGUGGUGUGUGAGACUCCUUUCAACCUGAAGGGCGAGAUCGUAGCAUUGCUUUCAGACAAGGAUCUGGUGCCUGUCAGCCCUACUGAAGUGCCUGUUUUGACCUCAACUGAGAAAAGAAGGAAACCCCAUACACAUCCACCCAAACGAAGCACUCCUUCAACGGGAAUAAAGAGCACACCAACCUCGGAGCAGGAGAACAUGACCGACAGUGGACAGGAGCGAGGCGAACACCCUGAUACGAUUUCAGUCAUUCUGAUUGCACUUGCGGUGGUGUCCACCAUCAUCAUCAGUUCAGUCAUCAUCGGCUGCGUUUGCUGGAAGAGAAACAGGAGAGGCAAUGAAACUAUAAGCCAAAGGAAUUCUGUGCUGUAGACUGGAUCACAAAACCAUGGGCAACCAGAGACUUUUACACUGAAGGGAAACUGUUGAAUGUUGGCUGUGGUUUCACAAAGACCACAGAGUUGGUUGUAGAUCCUCAGAGGCAGCACUAUCAGUCAGUAUUUGUCUUCUGUUAUGUGUUUAAAUAUUGAAGAGCAUGAACAUCUCAUCCACUAACUGUAAAAAGAAGAGAGCCUUAUCAUGUUGUGACCAACCUGCACCUUUUGUGUAAAAAUGUGAGACCAAGCUUUUUUCUGUAUUCAGCAAUAACUGUGGCAGUUUGAUACUGACGUCUCUGCCGAUAAUGCAUUUAGCAGACAGUUUAACUACUGAGGCAAAAUGGUAAUGCAGAAUCUAUUUGUCUACACUUUAACACAGUUUUAUGCAAAAUGCAUGUGAAUAAAUACAAUUUUCCUCACAAUUUA
This is a messenger RNA of Fundulus heteroclitus (mummichog), 2476 nucleotides long. RefSeq names its product leucine rich repeat containing 15 (gene lrrc15). The coding region runs from base 345 to 2045 and encodes 566 amino acids. NCBI's taxonomy places the organism in Eukaryota, Metazoa, Chordata, Actinopteri, Cyprinodontiformes, Fundulidae. Gene Ontology annotation, molecular function: protein binding. The transcript has 2 exons. The record is from RefSeq and is a predicted model, not a curated record. Gene Ontology annotation, cellular component: extracellular matrix.